Messenger RNA from Papilio xuthus (Asian swallowtail), 2778 nucleotides. RefSeq names its product peroxisomal acyl-coenzyme A oxidase 3. Gene Ontology annotation, cellular component: peroxisome. The transcript has 13 exons. Gene Ontology annotation, biological process: fatty acid beta-oxidation using acyl-CoA oxidase; lipid homeostasis. NCBI's taxonomy places the organism in Eukaryota, Metazoa, Arthropoda, Insecta, Lepidoptera, Papilionidae. The coding region runs from base 190 to 2253 and encodes 687 amino acids. Gene Ontology annotation, molecular function: FAD binding; pristanoyl-CoA oxidase activity; fatty acid binding. The record is from RefSeq and is a predicted model, not a curated record.
UGUAGAAACCGAAACGGAACGAUAUUCGUCCAAUUGAAGCAAUUAAUAAUUGACUUAUCACAAUUCAGGACAGACGUUUCCUCGCUUUUAAGGCACGCUGUUCAAUGCUAAUUUUCAGUCUCGUUUAAACUGGCAAGGCGUUACUUGUAAACUCAAAUAGUAACAGCAUUUCAAUUUACACAAAGAAAAAUGGAAGAUCUUAGUUUUAUCCCGGAUAUCCUUAGCGGGCCUCUGGAUGUUUAUAGAAACACCGCAUCGUUUAACUGGAAACGCCUUAAACUGUCUUUGGAAGGAGACCUCGAAUUGUUAAAACUUAAGUACAAAAUAUGGCACAUCUUAGAAAGGGAUCCAUUGUUUGCUCACAAUCAAGUUACACCGUCAGUUGAAGAACAGAAGCGUAUAACACAACUUCAACUUAAGAAAAUCAAUGAAUACAAAUUUGUCACCAAGGAAAUUUUCAAUUCUAGUUACAGCAAAAGGACUAGAGCUAUAAUGACGAUUAACGAAGCGGUUCAAUCGCUGAAUCCCAGUGUCUCAGUCAAAAUGGCCAUUGGAAUCUAUCUGUUUUCCAAUGCGCUACUCUCUCUAGGCACAGAACGACAUCACAAGUUCUAUGAAGCAACUAUACUAAAUAGAGAGAUCCUGGCGAGUUUCGCGCUGACGGAGAUAGCGCACGGUUCGGACGCGCGACUGAUGCGUACGACCGCGACGUACGAUGCGACGCGACGCGAAUUCGUCGUGCACACGCCAGACUUCGAGGCGGCUAAAUGCUGGGUUGGUAAUCUAGGCAGAACGUGCACACACACUUUGCUGUUCGCGCAGCUGAUCAUGCCCGACGGCACCAACCACGGCCUGCACGGCUUCGUGGUGCCCAUCCGAGACCCCGACACGCUGGAGACCUACCCCGGCCUCGUGGUAGGGGAUAUGGGCGAGAAGAUCGGCGUUAACGGUAUUGAUAACGGAUUUAUAAUGUUCAAUCAGUACCGGAUACCGCGAGAGAAUCUGUUGAACAGGGCCGCGGACGUCACCGAGGAGGGCCAGUACGUCAGCUCAUUUUCAGACCCAUCCAAAAUACUUGGCGCUGCGUUAGAAAAUUUAUCUGCAGGUCGUAUCGGCAUAAUGCAGGAGAGCUGCCACUCUCUGGCGAGCGCGGUGUCGAUCGCGGUGAGGUACGCGGCCACGCGCACGCAGUUCGGCGAGCAGGACAACGAGAUACCUCUCAUUGAGUACGACUUACAUCAAUGGCGUCUGUUCGGGUACGUGGCGGCGGCCGUCGUGUUCAGAAUAUACAUUGAAAGAUUCGCACAAGUAUACCUCAAUAUUGUAGAGAAGUCGCAUAUGGGAGAAAAUGUUGACAAUUUGAGCGAGGCGGUGUCAGAGAUCCACGCGAUGGUGUCGUGCAGCAAGCCGCUGCUGACGUGGACCACGAUGGAGGCGGCGCAGCAGUGUCGCGAGGCGUGCGGCGGACACGGCUACCUCAAGAGUGCGAACCUGGGCGACAUCCGCAGCAACCACGAGCCGACUGUGACGUACGAGGGCGACAACAACGUGCUGCAGCAGCAGGCCGGCAACUGGCUGCUCAGGCAGUACGAGGCGGCGCGCGGCGGAGCCAACCUCGACUCUCCCCUCAACACCGUCGCCUUCCUCCGCAACCACACCACCAUCGCCAAGAUCUCCUUCACCGCCACCAACACCGCCCAACUCAAGACCACGCAAUUCAUAAUGUCGACGUACAAAUGGCUGAUAUGUUAUUUACUGAAGCAAACAUACGAAAAAUACGAAGCCCUCCUCGCUAAAGGUCUUACUAAAUUCCAAGCCAAGAACAAAUCUCAAGUGUACAGAUGGCGGAAUUUAACCAAAGCUUACUCUGAAUAUUUAGCUCUAAUGUUCACUCUGGAAUCUAUAGAGAAGAAAGAAGAGACGUUACAGCCGGUCCUAAAGAAGCUGUUCACUUUGUAUGGUCUGUGGUCAUUGGAUAGACAUUUAGUGGAACUUUACCAAGGAGGUUACUGUGUGGGGGAGGAGCCGGCGCGGCUGCUGAGGGAGGCUGUGAUGGAGCUGUGCGGAGAUCUGAAGAGCGAGGUGGUCAGUGUGGUGGAUGCGCUCGCACCCACCGACUUCGUGCUCAACUCUGUGCUGGCCAAGAGUGAUGGCAGAUUAUACCAAAACCUGCAGAAAGCGCUGGUGGGUCACCCCGGCACGUUCUCGCGCGCCUCCUGGUGGCGGCAAGUCGUGCCCUCCGCCAAACUGUAACUGCUCACAUCACUGCAUCACUGCAUCACUAACUGUACCCUUACAACAUUCCUAACAUCAUACAUUUAAAAUAUUUACAUUAUUUUUCCUUUAUUAAAAUAAAAAUCUUGUAUUUAAUAUGAUUUUUUCAAUAGGUUUGAGAAAAAUCAAGCAUUUAAAGGUUAAACAUUGUAAAAACUGUCAAUCGCAUACACUGUACGAUAUUUCUUUGGAAAUUUUUAUUUUGUGUCAAAUUUCUUUAUUUUGUUUAGCUUAUCAGAGAAAAUUAAAUGAUGACAGUUGUUUGUUUAGGAUUUUUUAGACUUGAUUUAAAAUAGCGUAUAUACUAAAUUUGAUCAGAUAUCGUUUGACAUGUAAAGUGUGACUUUACAUUUUUGUUCAUUAUCUGUGGGAAUUCCAAUGAAAUAAUCAAAAUAAACGUGAAGCCGGUAAUAUAUGUAAGUAAUUGAUCACCCUUAACUUAGGGUAGGCUCCGAGCCCCUCGGUGGAGACGUAUAGUGAGCUGAUGAUGAUGAAUUGAACUUA